AUGAAUCAGAUAUUGAUGAUGCUCUGGCAAUAUUUACAUGAUGUUACUAUCAUUCUUUAUUAUUGUAAGAUUCUACCAAAUGUAAUAUUUGUUGAUCCUAAACCAAUUCUUGACAUUUUUUCACAUUUAAUAGCUAUCACAUAUGUUGACCAUGAUAAGUUACAUUUGAUUGCAGAUCCACCUCCUUCAGCAGGUGAAAGAAGUAGCCUCAUUGAUUUUGGCCUCUUUAAAGAAAAUUUUUUAACAAUUAUUGGUAAAGAAAUUUUUAAUAAAGAUUUUCAACCAUCUCAUAUGAUCACUCUUCUAAAACACCUCCACAUCAUUGCUAAAGUGGAAAACAGAAAAGAAGGAGAUUAUUUUUUUCCGUGUGCAUUACCAUCUUACGAUAAGCUCAAUCCUGCCCCAGCAGAAAUACAACCACUUCUCAUAGCAUGGGAGAUUAAGAACAGUGGGACAACAAAUCUAGCCAUCCCUCAAGGAUUAUUUCCUUUAACCAUCGUACACCUUUUAGAGAGAGAAGAUGUUGACUUCAGUCCAGUAGGCAAAGACUAUUACAGAUAUAAUGAUGCUAUGUCACUUCGUAUUUACAAAGAGUACACUAUAGAUAUCAUCAAUUGCUAUACACAUAUUGAAAUACGUUUUUAUGAUUGCAAGGACUUUUGUCCUCGAAUUUGUAAAUUAGUCACAGAUGCUAUCAAAAAAAGUAGCAAAGAUCUUAAUGUCAAUGAUAAUCAUAUUUUUGCAUUCAAAUGCUCAAUGGACGAACAAUGUUACUGUAUUGUCAAGGAAGAUAAAUCUUCCACCAGGUGUACUCAAUGUCGAUCACACUGUAAAGUACUAGAAGGUGAUGAUGAUAGCUACAAAUGUUGGUUUAGUAAUCUUCAAUUACUCAAUCCAGGAGCUGAAACAUCAGAAGGUCCACCUGCUAAAAGACACAGAAUGCAACCCACUGGAUUAUUAGAUACCGGUAAUCUUAUUGAUGUACUUGAUGUACUGGACGAUCAUGAAUAUUCUGGUGUUGAAUAUUAUGAUCUUGGCCUUCGUCUAGGACUGCACUCUCGUACACUUAAUGUUAUUAAAGAAGAUAACAAAGGAAAUGUUCGUAGCUGUUUACGAGAGUGUUUGGCAGCAUGGUUGGAACAAAGGGAUAGUGUAAUGAGGAGAG
Molecule: messenger RNA, 1165 nt
Organism: Amphimedon queenslandica
Lineage: Eukaryota; Metazoa; Porifera; Demospongiae; Haplosclerida; Niphatidae
Exons: 3
Source: RefSeq, a predicted model, not a curated record